Molecule: messenger RNA, 3432 nt
Organism: Fusarium venenatum
Lineage: Eukaryota; Fungi; Ascomycota; Sordariomycetes; Hypocreales; Nectriaceae
Product: RING-13 protein
Biological process (GO): double-strand break repair via homologous recombination
Cellular component (GO): cytoplasm; nucleus
Molecular function (GO): metal ion binding; ATP-dependent chromatin remodeler activity; ATP binding
Source: RefSeq, a predicted model, not a curated record
AUGGCCGACGAGGACGCCGCCUCCAUGAGUGUGGAAGAGAUUCAGGUCCAGGAGGAGUUAACCGUGCAAACUGUCGUGCUUGAUUCCCUUGAUGGUGCCGACUACGACGGAGCGGAGGAAAUGCGACAAGAUGCCCGUGAGGAGAUUUCUCGCCUUAAAAAGCAACUUCGAGAUUUGAGACAGAAAAAACAAUCAAAAAUACCCAGUGAAGUCCUUCAAAAAACCCAUGCGCCGAAAGGUUCUUCGAGUGUAUCCUCCAGUUCAGGUGGGCGACAACGAGAUACAGCUCGCGUCAUGAAUCCUGCUACGGAGUAUGGGAACAUCUCCUACGCCUUGCCGAGCCGGAAAAGGGGAGCCGACUCAGCUCAUCUAUCUACCCACGAGAAUCAAGCAAAAUCUCGCCGGUUCUCUCCUACUCCGUUCGAGGAUUUGACCUCAGAUGUGCCGGCCAUCAAUAGCUUCGAUCAUGGAUCUGUUGACUUCAUUGACCUUACUGGGGAUGAUGAUGAUUUUAUCGCAGAACAGAUCAAGGCCGAGCAGAGGCAAAAACAAGAACACUCGGACCGAGCGUUUGCAAAAUUUCUUUCUAGCCAAGACUCUUCUGACCAGAUGACAACACAGUCUCCUCAGAACAAUGCCUUCACACGGAUAAUGGGCAGUCAGCUUCCAGCCGGCCCCAUAGUCCCCGACGAAGAGAGCCCGUCUCGUAUGCCUGGUGCUUACGAUACACGCUGGGAUGAUCCGGCCGCUGGUCCAGCUUUUAGAAUCCCCCAAAGACAACUAGGCCCCCAAUACAUACCUCCGCCAGCCCCUUCGUACCGCAACACCAACAACGAAGAGCCAGAUAUUAUCUUUGAGGGGUCUGUUGCUCGUGCUCCCCGUCCUAUAGGUCGCGCGGAACAACUGUUCCCUGGCAUGGGUAUGGGCUAUCCAGAUUUGACUAGACAGGAUGUUCAUCAUUCACCUCAUCUGGCCGGCAUGCCCGGUCUUUCGUACAGACCUCCUCCUUCAUUUGUACCAGGCUCGUUUGCAAGUCCGUCGUCUUUGAGCGAGCUUAUUGGGCGGACGAAUAGGUUCGAUCUUACCAACGGAGUAGAUGGCGGUGGCAAUCCAUUGCCUACUCAGCUCAGAGAAUGGAUGCAGGAUCCUGAUCACGAUCCUUAUGCCACUUUUCAAGGGCCUCAAUUGGACGCAAAGGAGCUUGAGAAUCUACUCGCAAACAUCUCUUCCGACAUGGAUCUACCAAAGGCAGGUCUAGGGGAGGCUCCGGCCGGAUUAAAGAGACCACUGUAUCCUCACCAGGAUAUUGCCCUUGCCUGGAUGAAGAAGAUGGAGUCAGGUACAAGCAAGGGCGGUAUUCUCGCAGACGACAUGGGGUUAGGAAAGACGAUUUCGACACUCGCCCUCAUUCUGGCUCGCCCAGCGACGACUCGACCCAAGACAAACUUGAUUGUCGCUCCCGUCGCUCUCAUUCGCCAGUGGGAGGAGGAGAUCGCCACCAAAACCAAACAAUCUCACCAUCUAUCGGUAUAUGUGCACCACGGUAAACGGACUUCGAUAAACGAGCUGCUCACAAAAGACGUGGUCUUGACCACCUACGGCUCACUCUCACACGAACUCAAACGUCUUGACAAGUUUCUAGAGGAAAAUCAGGAAGAGGAUCAAAUCGAUUGGAAUCACAGAACUCCUAGCCUCAGUUUCCCACUCCUGCAUCCCAAGGCUAAAUUUUACCGCGUAAUCCUGGAUGAAGCGCAGUGUAUCAAGAACGAGAAGACACAAGCUGCCAAGGCAUGCACUCAACUCAAGUCAAUUCACCGAUGGUGCCUCACCGGAACACCUAUGAUGAAUGGUGUCUUGGAACUUUACUCGCUGGUCAAGUUUCUCAGAAUCAGACCCUACUGCAAGUGGGAAGACUUCCGUCAGUCUUUCGGACGACUGUUCGGCCGCAAUGGUGACCCGAAAAGCACUGCAAUGAGGAAACUGCAAGUGUUUCUCAAAGCCAUCAUGCUUCGCCGCAAGAAGAACUCGUUACUCGAUGGCAAACCCAUCCUCAGGCUGCCGGAGAAGACUGAGGAAAUCGUUUAUGCUACAUUCUCUCCUGAGGAGCUUGACUUCUACACUCAAUUGGAAAAGAAUGCCCAAGUAUUGGUCAGCAAGUAUAUUCGUGAGAGAUCCGUCAGCAAGAACUACUCUAAUAUUCUUGUCCUUCUACUCCGUCUUCGUCAAGCUUGUUGCCAUCCGCAUCUCAACCUCGACGUCGACGACGCGCCAUCUGCAGUCUCUGACGAGGAGAAAAAAAAGGUUGUCGAAAAGCUCGAUGAAGCCAUCGUUGAAAGAAUCAAGGGUAUCGAAUCCUUCGAGUGCCCUAUCUGCUACGACGCUGUUCAAUGUCCCAGCUUCUUUGUUCCUUGCGGGCAUGAUAGCUGCGGCGAGUGCCUUGUCCGCAUUGCCGAGAGUGCUCACGCAAGCAACUUACAGGAAGGGACCGAAAGCAGCCGGGCUAGGUGCCCUGUCUGUCGUGGCCACUUUGACCCUACUAAAUGCUUUUCGUACGAUGUCUUUAAGCAGGUGCACAUGCCCGAAACCAUCGAGCAAGAAUCUGAUAAAGAGGAGGAAGUUGUUGAGGAAACUAACACGAGUGAAGACUCGGAGAGCGAUUCAGACUACGAAUCUGACGAUGAGGUUGAUAAGCAAGGCAACCUCAAGGAUUUUAUCGUUAACGACGAUCUUUCUGACGACGAGGCACCAACCAGAAAGAAGCGCAAAGCAAAGGCGAAAGGAAAGGGCAAAGAGAAAGCACUGGACGUGAGACCAUCGAUGCUCAAGACCCUGCGCAAAGAGGCUUGCAGGAACCGCGACGCGUACAAAAAGUACAUGAGGUACUUGCGCAAGACCUGGGAGCCUGCUUCUAAAGUGACGGAGUGCUUGAAUCUCCUCAGGGAAAUCGAAGCUACCGGAGAGAAGACCAUCAUAUUCUCUCAAUGGACUCUGUUACUCGAUCUUCUACAGGUGGCCAUGCGGCGCGAGAACAUGGCCAAAGCCGAACGUUACGACGGGUCCAUGUCGGCAACCCAACGCAAUAUCGCCGCUCACAAUUUCCGUGACGGAAAGGACGUCAAAGUAAUGUUGGUAUCUCUCAAAGCUGGCAACGCAGGCCUCAACCUUACUGCUGCUUCUCGGGUAAUUAUUAUGGACCCUUUCUGGAACCCUUACAUCGAGAUGCAGGCUGUCGAUCGUGCAUAUCGUAUCGGCCAGCAGAAGCCAGUCAAGGUGUACCGUAUAUUGACAAAGGAAACGGUCGAAGAUCGCAUUGUUGAUCUUCAGAACAAGAAGAAAGAAAUGGUCGAAGCGGCCCUGGACGAGAACCAAGGUGCAUACAUUGGAAGACUGAGCGAAAACGACCUUAGAAAUCUUUUCAACAUUCGCGAUUAG